Molecule: messenger RNA, 2587 nt
Organism: Phragmites australis (common reed)
Lineage: Eukaryota; Viridiplantae; Streptophyta; Magnoliopsida; Poales; Poaceae
Product: O-fucosyltransferase 19-like
Exons: 8
Coding region: 389-2152 (587 amino acids)
Cellular component (GO): cytoplasm
Source: RefSeq, a predicted model, not a curated record
AGCGAGCCGUGCGAUCGAGGCAUGGGCGCAUGGCGCGGCCGAGGCGCCAACCAGACCAGUACCAGCGCAUCAGCUAAAUAAAACUUCCUCCUCUCCCCGUCCGCGCCCGGCGCAACUGGCAACAACGCGAGUCGGAGCCGAACCACCACGCCAGGGAGCGCGCACGCACGUCGCCGCGUGCCUCGUCCUCGUCCUCCUCCUCGAGUCGCACCGCGCGGCAGUUUGCCGGUUGGCGAUCCAAGCGGCGAGCCAAGGCAGGGCGACACCUGUUUAAUUCUCUCUCUCUUUUCAUCAUCUCCCUCCCCGCGAUCGUGCUCCCGUGAUUGGGCCCAUUGCGAGCUAAGCAAAACCGGUGUUUCUAAGCCAAGGCACCGCGCGCGCUUCCGCCAUGGCCGCGUCGUCGUCGUCGUCGUCCAUGGCACCCUCCUCGGCGUCCUCCAGCCCCGUGCUGUCCGGGACGUACCGGCGCCGCCUCACCGACGUCGAGCGGGACGCGGUCGACGACGUGAGCCCGUGCGACGGCAGCGACGACGACGACGGCGGCGGCAGCGGGCCCCGCGGACACAGCGCCGGCGUGGCGGGUGUCAGGGCGCUGUUCUUCUUCAGGAGGAACAAGCGGGCGUCCGUGGUCGACCGGGCCUGGGUGAGGAGCGCGGUGGCGUGCCUGCUCGGCCUCGCCAUGGUCGUCGCUCUCCUAAGCUCGCACCGAGUGGGCAACGGCGGCGGGAGGCUUGUGUGGAGGGUGGACGCCGGCGACGGCGAGGUGCUGGGGUGGAGGGAGGAGAACCUGACCGUCGUAGCUCGCCGUCCGACCGACCCGCCGGUAAGCACCGAAGUACUCUCGCCGUUGACUGCUCAGAUAACCCAGAUAUGGAUGAAUCCGGAUAGCGAGGGCUACACAAAAUGCAUUGAACGCCCAAAAAAACAUUACAGAACAAACAGUGCAACAGCUGGUUAUAUCAUUGUUGAUGCCAAUGGUGGACUGAACCAGAUGAGAAUGGGAAUAAGCGAUAUGGUUGCAGUUGCUAAGCUCAUGAAUGCCACCCUAGUAAUCCCUACUCUGGAUCAUAAAUCAUUCUGGACUGAUCCAAGUGAUUUCAAAGAUAUAUUUGAUGUGGAUCACUUCAAGGAAACUUUAGCAGAUGACAUCAUGAUUGUGGAUUCCUUGCCACCAGCUUACAAAAGAUUGAAACCCUAUAUUAGAGCACCCACAUCCUGGGCCAGGGCUUCUUAUUACAGAGCUUUUGCAAGGACAUUGAAGAAGGCCAAAGUUGUGAAAUUCACACAUACAGAUUCACGGAUUGUUAACAAUGGUCUCCCUCCUUCUAUCCAACGACUCCGUUGCCGAGCAAAUUACGAGGCACUAAGAUACAAGCAAGAAAUUGAAGAGCUAGGUAAUACUCUAGUCGAUAGACUGAGGAAUGGGUCCAACCAUUAUAUCGCACUUCACUUAAGAUACGAGAAGGACAUGCUCUCAUUUACCGGCUGCAGCCACAACCUAACACAUCAAGAGACAGAGGAACUGAGAGAGAUGCGACUCAAGGUGCGGCACUGGAAAGAGAAGGAAAUCAACAGUAAAGAGAAGCGACUCCAUGGUGGCUGCCCUAUGACUCCUCGUGAAGCAGCUCUUUUCCUUAAAGCUAUGGGUUAUCCUUCCAGCACGAAGAUCUACAUUGUAGCAGGUGAAAUAUAUGGUGUACAUAGCAUGGAUGCAUUGAAGGCUGAGUAUCCAAACGUGUAUACACAUUAUAGUCUGGCAACAGUAAAUGAAUUAGAGUCUCUCAAGCUGUACCAAAACAGACUAGCGGCUGUGGACUACAAUGUAGCCCUCCAGAGUGAUGUUUUUAUGUAUACAUAUGAUGGGAAUAUGGCCAAAGCAGUCCAGGGUCACAGAAGAUAUGAAGGAUUCCGAAAAACCAUUAAACCUGACAGGAAGAAGAUUGUGGAGCUCAUUGACAAGCUUGAUGAAGGUACAAUAAAUUGGAAUGAAUUUGAAAGUGAAGUGAAGAUGCAUCAUGAAAACAGACUUGGAGGUCCAUAUCAGAGGUUUUCUGGUCGAAGUCCAAGGCAAGAGGAGUACUUUUAUGCAAAUCCUCUUCCAGGGUGCUUGUGCAAAAAAGACACAGGAUUAAGUGACAUGAACUUACUCUAAAGAGGAAUGGAUACUUCGGUCUUCAAACACACUGCGAGCUUAACUGCAUGUAACAUGGACAUAGAUAGAAUUUCCUCCGACUCAUCAAUAUACACCAAACAGUGCAACUCCUGGUAAACUGACAGCAAAACCCCACAUUAUUUUCCUACACACGGAUAGAAUUUAUGUAGUUUUGAUUCUUACACAAGGAUAUGGGAGGGGGCGCUCACUUAUUGUCCGAGAUGUGCAUUUUCAAAGAAUUAUUUAUUCAAGUCAAAAAAUAGAAGCAAAGAAAUUCCAAGAGGAUAUAUGUAUGUACAGUACAACAGAGGAUAUAAUUAGCUAAAACCGAACAGUUUCAAUGUAUGUUUGUACUUACUCCAUAGUCCAAAUGUACAUUCUUACCUCCUUAUGACAAAUUUAUUCAUUUUAUUAUGCACGAAUUUGUGCAAAUCA